GUCAGUGCGCGAGGCGGGGUUGACUUCUGCCGUACUGACCAGACGAGAAAUAAAACUAGUUUCCUUUGUCAGUGGUUUAUUGCCGGGACUAUUUGCAGCAAGUCGCUGACACUUUUUUGGCAGCGUUCAACCUGAACCAAGUGACUACAGAGCUGCGAAAAACCUUCUCAACGAUUGACUUCUAGCGAGGAAGUGUAAGUCAGAAUGGCGCAGUGGAACCAGUUGCAGCAGCUGGAGACCAAGUAUUUGGAGCAGCUCUAUCACCUGUACAGCGACAGCUUCCCCAUGGAGCUGCGGCAGUUCCUUGCUCCCUGGAUCGAAAGUCAGGACUGGGCCUACGCUGCCAAUAAGGAGUCGCACGCCACCCUGGUCUUCCACAAUCUUUUGGGAGAGAUCGACCAGCAGUACAGCAGAUUCCUACAGGAGAACAACGUUCUCUACCAACAUAACCUGCGCCGCAUCAAACAGCAUCUCCAGAGCAAGUAUCUGGAGAAGCCCAUGGAGAUCGCGAGGAUCGUGGCCCGCUGCCUGUGGGAGGAGCAAAGGCUGCUGCAGAAUGCCACCUCAGCUGCGCAGGACGGCCAGGCUGCUCAUCCGUCCGGAACAGUGGUGACAGAAAAGCAGCAGAUUCUGGAGCACAACCUUCAAGAUAUAAGAAAACGAGUGCAGGAUAUGGAGCAGAAAAUGAAAAUGCUUGAGAACUUACAGGACGACUUUGACUUCAAUUACAAAACACUGAAAAGCCAAGGAGAGCUUUCUCAGGACCUCAAUGGUAACAGCCAGGCCUCAGCCGCCAGACAGAAGAUGGCACAGCUGGAGCAGAUGCUGAGUGCUCUGGACCAGCUCAGGAGGCAAAUAGUCAAUGAAAUGGGAGGCUUGCUCACCGCCAUGGAUUAUGUCCAGAAGAACCUGACUGACGAGGAGCUUGCUGACUGGAAAAGGAGGCAGCAGAUUGCGUGUAUUGGUGGCCCACCCAACAUCUGUCUGGACCGUCUGGAGACUUGGUUCACGUCUCUGGCCGAGUCGCAGCUUCAGAUUCGCCAGCAGAUCAAGAAGCUGGAGGAGCUUCAACAGAAAGUUUCCUACAAGGGAGACCCCAUCAUUCAGCACCGUCCAGCUUUGGAGGAGAAAAUUGUCAACCUCUUUAGAAGCCUGAUGAAGAGUGCUUUUGUGGUUGAGAGGCAGCCAUGUAUGCCCAUGCAUCCAGACAGACCUCUUGUCAUCAAAACUGGAGUUCAGUUCACCAAUAAAGUCAGACUGCUGGUGAAAUUUCCUGAACUCAAUUACCAGCUGAAAAUUAAAGUUUGCAUCGACAAAGAAUCUGUGGACGUCGCUGCCAUUCGAGGAGCAAGAAAGUUCAACAUCCUGGGUACCAACACGAAGGUCAUGAAUAUGGAGGAAUCCAACAAUGGCAGUCUCUCUGCAGAAUUUAAACAUUUGACACUGAGAGAGCAGCGAUGUGGCAACGGUGGUCGCACCAAUAGCGAUGCGUCUCUCAUCGUCACUGAGGAGCUGCACCUGAUCACUUUUGAGACGGAAGUCUAUCACCAAGGCCUGAAGAUCGACCUGGAGACUCAUUCCUUGCCUGUGGUGGUCAUCUCAAACAUCUGCCAAAUGCCCAACGCCUGGGCGUCCAUACUGUGGUACAACAUGCUGACCAACCACCCAAAGAAUGUGAACUUCUUCACCAAGCCACCGGUGGGAACCUGGGAUCAGGUGGCAGAAGUGCUGAGCUGGCAGUUUUCCUCCACCACAAAGCGAGGUCUCACCAUUGAGCAGCUCACCACCCUCGCAGAGAAACUCUUGGGACCGUCCGUCAACUACUCUGGCUGCCAGAUCACUUGGGCCAAGUUCUGCAAGGAAAACAUGGCUGGCAAAGGGUUCUCCUUCUGGGUGUGGCUGGACAACAUUAUUGACCUGGUGAAGAAGUACAUCCUGGCCCUGUGGAAUGAAGGGUACAUCAUGGGCUUCAUCAGUAAGGAGAGAGAAAGAGCGAUUCUCAAUCCAAAGCCACCCGGCACCUUCCUCCUGCGCUUCAGCGAGAGUAGCAAAGAGGGCGGCAUCACCUUCACAUGGGUGGAGAAAGACAUUAGUGGAAAGACCCAGAUCCAGUCGGUGGAGCCGUACACCAAGCAGCAGCUCAACAGCAUGUCAUUCGCUGACAUCAUCAUGGGCUACAAGAUCAUGGAUGCCACCAACAUCCUGGUUUCACCACUUGUCUACCUGUAUCCCGAUAUUCCCAAAGAUGAAGCUUUUGGAAAGUACUGCAGGCCAGAGGAGAUUACCGAGCCAGACCCCUCAGACCCAAACAUUAUUCAGCCGUACUUGAAGAAGAAGUUCAUCUGCGUGACCCCGUGCCCCUCCGUGUUCAUGGACUUGCCGGACAGUGAGCUGCUAGCGAACGGAUUUUCGUGCUCCAACUCUGGGAACACCAGUGACCUCUUCCCCAUGUCUCCUCGCACUCUCGAUUCACUAAUGCACAACGACGCCGAGGCUCAUUCCGGACAUAUGGAGUCUCUGACUGUGGAGAUGGACGUGAUGUCACCAAUCUGAAGAAUCUGCUGCCGUGUGACGCACCAUGUAUAUAGUGUACGUACUUUGGACUCACUGUCAUACAGUUGGUGAAGAUUGUUUUCCUGUAGUCCACUGUAUUCCUGCCUCUUUUCUUUAGAUAUAUUUUUACAAAACAGUUAGAUUUUUCUGUGAUACUAACAGGAAACUGAUACUUCUUUUUCCUUUUUCCAAAACGUCAUAUAGUGAUUAAACGAUAAGCUAUUCCAUUUGUGUUUAUGCAGAGGUCGAUAGAACCUAACAAGCAGAUGAAUUAACAACUCUUCACCCUUCUCUACCUGUUUGUACGUACAAAGUGGUAGUUUUCAAGGCUGUUUUCUAAGAUAAUGUAUUUUGUCAUCAUGUCAAUUGCACUUGUUAAAAAAAAUGCAGUUCAACCACUUAUCAGUGUUGUAACAGGUAGUUUAAAGGUUUUAUUUCCACUGUGUCAUGUUUGAUUUCCAAUAGUGGACUUGCUUUUAACAACACUUUGUAUCUUUGCCUUGAAAUCAUGACAUCAAGUUAGACUUAGACUUAGACUUUCUUUAUUGUCAUUGCACAAAACAUAUUACUAUAUUUGUUAUUUGGAACAAUAAAUAUAAUUGCAACAUGA
Molecule: messenger RNA, 3163 nt
Organism: Synchiropus splendidus (mandarinfish)
Lineage: Eukaryota; Metazoa; Chordata; Actinopteri; Syngnathiformes; Callionymidae
Gene: stat3
Product: signal transducer and activator of transcription 3 (acute-phase response factor)
Exons: 24
Coding region: 205-2553 (782 amino acids)
Biological process (GO): growth hormone receptor signaling pathway via JAK-STAT; cell surface receptor signaling pathway via JAK-STAT; regulation of cell population proliferation
Molecular function (GO): RNA polymerase II cis-regulatory region sequence-specific DNA binding; DNA-binding transcription factor activity, RNA polymerase II-specific
Source: RefSeq, a predicted model, not a curated record